AUGGUAACCAACGUGGUUGAAGUUCCAAAAGAGACGACACAACGACAAAAAUACACUGUUAAUUUACCAGCAACCUCGUCAUUGGAAUCCGCUUUAACAAACCUCGAGUCGAGAAGCCCACUCAAUUUAACACAAAUUACCAAUUUCUUUCGACAAGAGUUUCUAUCACGUUUUGCGGCAAUUGAAAACUGGUAUGCUAGCACCUGGUUACAUAGACAACUGGUGCGUCUCGGCAUACCAGAACUUUACUUGUCACUCACGGUUGCCGUAACUAUACUGCUGACUACACGACACUUCUACAAAAAAUCUGUUUAUCUUUUUACCAAUUUGGUGGGAGUUAUAUAUCCCGCCUAUCGCUCGAUAAAGGUUUUGGACGAAGUGACGACAAAUCAAAUGGAUAAUGCAGAAAACAUUUCCGAGCAAAAACAAUGGCUCAGUUAUUGGACCAUUUAUGGAUGUAUUCAAGUUGGCGACAAUUGGUCGAAAUGGCUCUUGGAAAUGUUCCCGGGAUAUAAUUUUAUCAAAUUAGCCUUUUUAUAUUGGGCACAAAAUGACCGAUCCAAAGGAGCCAGUGUUGUUUUCGAUCAUAUUAUUAAACCUUUGAUAUAUAAUCCAUCAUCAAAUGUAAAGAAAGAACUGAAGCAAAGACAACGGCAACGACAAAAUCCACAACAUCAAACUCCACAAAAUCAAACUCCACAACAUCAAUUACGAAAAUCCUUGGAUAAUAUUUCUAAUGAGGUUCCUGCAAUUUCAGGUGUGGUUAUUAGUAGUGGAACGUCGGUCCCUGGUACUACUACCCCUUCUUCUUAUCCUGAACCUUCCCCUGAAGAAAUUUGGCAACGUGGUUAUUCUGAAGUAAAUGAGGGUGAGGUGAAACCUUACAGAUUGAGUAAUGAUCCGUAA
Messenger RNA from Ambispora gerdemannii, 906 nucleotides. The record is from the annotation of a GenBank genome assembly. NCBI's taxonomy places the organism in Eukaryota, Fungi, Glomeromycota, Glomeromycetes, Archaeosporales, Ambisporaceae.